Molecule: messenger RNA, 207 nt
Organism: Mycena indigotica
Lineage: Eukaryota; Fungi; Basidiomycota; Agaricomycetes; Agaricales; Mycenaceae
Product: Sm domain-containing protein
Exons: 4
Coding region: 1-207 (68 amino acids)
Biological process (GO): spliceosomal snRNP assembly; mRNA splicing, via spliceosome
Cellular component (GO): U1 snRNP; catalytic step 2 spliceosome
Molecular function (GO): RNA binding
Source: RefSeq, a predicted model, not a curated record
AUGGCCAAUGUGAACCCCGUCAACCCGAAGCCAUUCUUGCAAGAGCUCACGGGCAAGCCUGUGUUUGUUCGUUUAAAGUGGGGACUGGAAUACAAAGGCUUCCUCGUCAGCACUGACGGGUUUAUGAACCUCCAACUUGCGAAUACGGAAGGAAUUCCAAGAUGGCCAAUCGAAUGGGACUCUUGGAGAGGUCUUCAUACGAUGUAA